CGAAACUGCCCAGAGUCCGGGCCACGGGGCUUCGGAGGACUUGGGUCAGCGCUGCAAAGGGGGUGCCUGCGGAGCUCUUGCUGGGUGCACAGCGCCCCGGGCCUUGGGCGGGGGUCUGGGGCAGGGCUGCAACGGCCACAGGCGCAGCUUGGAAGGCCCCCUGGGGCUGGGAGGAGCAAGAGAGGCCCCCACCAGCCUGUCACAGGCUCUUGGCACUGGCACUGGCUCUGGCUUUCACACGCGCACACACACGCACAAGCUCACACACACGCGCACACUCACACUCACACUGGCAGGCCCCCUCUUGGUGGCCUCCACGGUCUCAUCUUCAGGUCCUGCCUCCCAGGCUCAAAGCUGGCUCCGUGGAGGACACAGGGACAUGAGAGACGUGCCACAGACCCACCUUCUGGCCUUCUCCCUCCUCUGCCUCCUCCCAAAGGUGUGUGCCCAGCUGUGCCCGACGCCGUGUGCCUGCCCCUGGCCACCGCCCCGAUGCCCACUGGGGGUGCCCCUGGUGUUGGACGGCUGCAGCUGCUGUCAGGUGUGCGCACGGCGGCUGGGGGAGCCCUGCGACCAUCUCCACGUCUGCGACCCCAGCCAGGGCCUGGUCUGCCAGCCCAGGGCGGGCCCUGGUGGCCGAGGGGCCGUGUGCCUCUGGGGAGAGGAUGAUGGGAGCUGCGAGGUGAACGGCCGCCUGUACCGGGAUGGGGAGACCUUCCAGCCCCACUGCAGGAUUCUCUGCCACUGUCAGGACGGUGGCUUCACCUGUGUGCCCCUGUGCACUGAGGACGUUCGGCUGCCCAGCUGGGACUGCCCGCACCCCAGGAGGGUUGAGGUCCCUGGCAAGUGCUGCCCUGAGUGGCUGUGCGACCAGCGAGGGGAGCUGGGGGUCCAGCCCCUCCCAGCCCAAGGUUUCCCUGACCGCAGCUGGGAGGGGCUGGUGGCUGAGGAGACUAGGAAAGCCGAGUGGGGCGUCACAAGACCUCUUUAA
Messenger RNA from Leptonychotes weddellii (Weddell seal), 991 nucleotides. Lineage: Eukaryota; Metazoa; Chordata; Mammalia; Carnivora; Phocidae. The record is from RefSeq and is a predicted model, not a curated record.